Messenger RNA from Aspergillus aculeatinus CBS 121060, 594 nucleotides. RefSeq lists its product as uncharacterized. The coding region runs from base 138 to 509 and encodes 123 amino acids. NCBI's taxonomy places the organism in Eukaryota, Fungi, Ascomycota, Eurotiomycetes, Eurotiales, Aspergillaceae. The record is from RefSeq and is a predicted model, not a curated record. The transcript has a single exon.
GUCAGUGUCAGUGUCAGUGUCUUUGUCUGUUUGAAUCAACCCUCAGAAUAGCGCAGUGAUUAACUUAUUCAGCACCUAGUAGGUAGUUAUUAACUAGUUAACUAAUUACUAGGUAAGUUCUACUCAGUUAGGGUAUCAUGGCCCCCCGACUUGCCCAUUUGGGAUUGGCUUCUGUUGAACCUGGUCAGGGUCGGAGUCUGUUAUCCUAUCCUGUUCUCCAUUCUUACAAUACGGUUUGUGUCGAUUCCUCCAUUAUUCCCUCAUCUCAUUCAAAUGGACAGCGUCUGUUGGCACCGUGGUGUAUCCUUAAUAAGCUGGGGGUUGUUAGUUAUCGCUUUCUCUUUGAUCGACGAGAUCUCCAGCCUCGUUUGUUGUGGUUCUAUAAGCAGACAGGCAGACUCGCACACUUUCCCACUCUCUUUACUCUUGACACUGACAUUGACACUUACACUGACACUUUCCCCUCUUUCCCCCUUCUUCUCACUCUAAGCUUGGGGGAGUUAGUCUAAUUGACCAUUGACUUACUAUUACUUCUCUCUGACCAAGGACUGUCCGCCACUAACACACACUAACUACACGACACUACGGGUACUC